Messenger RNA from Microdochium trichocladiopsis, 2694 nucleotides. Its product is annotated as fungal-specific transcription factor domain-containing protein. Gene Ontology annotation, cellular component: nucleus. Gene Ontology annotation, biological process: DNA-templated transcription. Lineage: Eukaryota; Fungi; Ascomycota; Sordariomycetes; Xylariales; Microdochiaceae. Bases 165 to 2402 code for a protein of 745 amino acids. The record is from RefSeq and is a predicted model, not a curated record. The transcript has 5 exons. Gene Ontology annotation, molecular function: zinc ion binding; DNA binding; DNA-binding transcription factor activity, RNA polymerase II-specific.
CGCCAGGGCACGUGUCAUGUCCGACGGGCACUGCGCCGCGUCUGUCCUGCCGUCGGCCGUCAAUUUCACACGCCCGAUGCCAGUCCCCCAGUGAGGUAGCAGGUGGGCUGGCUCCUCGCAUCGUCAAUAACUACGCCGACCCGCGCCACCAUAUUGCCUCCCCGAUGGAGGAGGAGGAGGACACGCGCAAGUUCACCGUCAGCAGUGAGUUUGGCGGUGCCCGCGCCUGGCGGAGUCGCAAGAGCCGGCCCUGCGAUGCGUGCCGCCGCCGUAAGACGGCCUGCAUCAUCAAUACCAGCCCGCCCUGCGCCUUUUGCCACAGCCGCGGUCUGCCGUGUGAGGCCUCGGGGGCCACUCCGCGGAGACGGCGGCCGCCGCAACCUCCCCAGGCGACAGCGGCAUCCGCAUCUUCGUCGCCGCCCUCGGCCGGGCCGCCCGGGCUUGCCAUCCGGGAUGGCGGCCACCUGACCCAUAUCCUCAACGGUGAGCCGAGGCCCCAAGGCCCUUCUCCCCCGGAGCCACCGUCAGACUCUCUGCACACGCGAGGGCCGGGGGCCAUCGUGCCGCCGGCCUCGUCGAGCAGUUUCGCCCAUGGGCUCGAUGCAAGCCCGCUCUACCGCACGCAGCAUGUCGAGGCAACCACUUCGCCGUCGUCUGGCCACUACCCAGACCAGCGUCCUGUCGAGCGUACUCUGGAAGACAACGAGGACAAGACAGCACACAGCAUGGGCCUCGCCGCCGAGCAGGAUGUCCAUGUGCUCGACUCGUUCCGGGCCGUCAUCAUGAGCGUGCAUGGUGUUGAUGCGGAGAUCAUCCAGGUCCAGCCGGGAGAUAGGAACCACCUACCGGUGCAUUUCUGCCUUUUGCAGGACGACUUCUUCCCCCAUGACGAUGCAGCGCGGGCGCAGGCAUCUCACCGCAUUGAAGAAAUGGCUGGCCCCCAUGGCCCAGCGCUGGUGCGCCUGUACUUCAAACACAUUCAUCCUGUCUCUCCUGUGAUAUCGAAGGGACGGUUCCUCUCGCGGUACGCAACAGACAGGAGCAGGCUCCCACCAUCUCUGCGUGCUGCCGUCUAUGCUUUGGCCUCUGUCUUUUGGCCGACCGAUCAAGGCGACGCGGACCAUGAUCAGAAUCAUCGGCCACCACCGCCAUUGACCUUUGAGCAAUGGGAAAUGGUCGAUGUGGCUCACAGCUCCUUGCUGCGCGAGCUCGACUCGCCAAACCUCGACAAGCUGCAAGCUGGUCUGCUGCUGCUCAACGCAAAACCCAAUGAUGUCGACACUCUCGAGCACCCACGGAUAUGGACACAGACAGCGCAGGCUACGGCGUGUGCGCAAAUGAUUGGUCUACACCAGGAGCCCAGCAACUGGUCAAUAGCGGCGUGGGAGAAGAAGCUGCGAAGAAAGCUCUGGUGGGCCACUGUUGUGGCCGAUACGUGGUCGUCCGUCCUCCACGGGAACCCUCCACAUAUCUAUCCGGAGUCCUUCAGCACAACACCACCUCAUGUCGACGACAUCCAGUUCGAUGAAGAAGUAUCACCCGAGUUCAGCGCAUGGCUUGAUCCGCCGUCCGCGAGCUAUCAGGUUGCCACGGCUGCGCGUUUCGUGGCCAUGGUGGAGCUGACCCUGAUUGUCAGGGACAUCCUAGCUACCUCCUUUCGCGUGCCGGGGGCGCCAUAUGAUUCUCCCGACGGAUUCCAAGGACCAUAUCAGUCUGCUGCCGAGCGGAAUAAGCUGUAUGCCCUGCAGGUGAAGCUGGAAAAUUGGUUCAUGCUGCGGCCGCAAUGUCUCGCGUUCUCAGGCCCUUCGUCUACACAAGGCUCAUCAAUGAACGCUCCUCUUCAGCUGGCAUAUUUUGCAGCUCAAGUGCUGCUAUAUCGCGGACUCAUGGGCCCGGCUACGAAGGCGGCGCGAGUUGACCCCAACUCCGGCCUGCGUGUCCAUUUCCAAGCCGCUCUCGAAAUGUUCACAGAGUUUGUGGCUUUCAUAGCUGGCAUCACUCAGCCCCAGCUGCGCGGAUAUUGGGGAAGACACGCCCGUGCUCAACUCAUCCUUUGCACAAACUUUCUCAUCUACCUUUUCCUCUUGGCCAGCGAGCCUGAGCACGUGGUCAAGGCUUUCGAGCUCAUCGAGAGCUUCAACGAGGGGCUGUGCCGACUCAAAGGCAUGGCAGGGACCCCGAAAGCGAUCAGCGGACCACGCCCCUCACCAGCAUUUUCCACACCAACAGGCACGCUGUCAGCAGCCAUGCUAUUACUGCUGCCCGCGGCUGUCCGGAUCGAAUCUUUCCUGGAACAGGCUCCUAGGCUAAUGAGAACCAGGGGAACUUCAUUGUCACAGUCGGUCCCCACGGACCAGAACGCCACACCAUCGCCAUUCGCGACUUCGCAAACUUCUCCGUAGUCUCGCGAAGGACUGGCAAUUAGUGUGGAGUUGCCUUGCGGCUUUUAGAAUAUCAGAUCUGAAUUUCAAUAGACCGCGCAAGAACCCCAAUUCACCCCGAACCAACUCGCCUGCCAUCUCACGUAAGAACAAGGCAGCUCUCGAGUACCGCAGGGACGAGAAAGGGGUCAAGAAUCAUCACUCGAAGUGUACUUCAAUCUAGCUUCCUCUGGCGUCGAGAGAUCAUAGCGUGCCCCGUCGUGGUAACAAUCUGCAGCAUCAUGCAUGAAUCAGACCUAUGUUUUGGCCCCCU